Tarenaya hassleriana is the source of this 1735-nucleotide messenger RNA. RefSeq lists its product as uncharacterized. Gene Ontology annotation, molecular function: methyltransferase activity. The record is from RefSeq and is a predicted model, not a curated record. The coding region runs from base 352 to 1482 and encodes 376 amino acids. NCBI's taxonomy places the organism in Eukaryota, Viridiplantae, Streptophyta, Magnoliopsida, Brassicales, Cleomaceae. The transcript is spliced from 2 exons.
CAUAUAUAUAGUGUAUGUGCAUCUAUCUCUGUCUCGGCUCCAAAAUUCUGAUUUCUGGUCCUCAGUAAAAAGCCUAUCUCACACUCUCUCUCGAGUGUUAACUACCUUCCAAAAUCUCUAAUCCAACCGACAAAUUCCAAGUUUCCCACUUGGAAACCCUGAUUUUUCCAGCUCUUUAAGCCAAGAACCUAGAAGCCACGAAUCUCUGUUCAUAAAUCCAGAUAUGUUCCAAAUCUAAGCCUCGCUCAGAUCGCCAGAUUCCCAGAUUCGAGUAACCCUGAACUGAGGAGCUGAGAUCGAGAAGCUUUGAGAGUUGCAGAAGCUGAGGAGGAAGUGAAAUCUGCAGAAAAAAUGGCGGGUUUCACUAUGAGCCUGAACUUGCUGCUCCUCGUGGCCAUGGUUGCCACCAAUAUCCUCUCUCUCUACCAUCUAUCCUCCACCGCCACCUUCUUCCAGUCCGCCGUCAACCGGCCUUCGGCUCCGCCUGUCCCCGACCACCUCCUCCGACAGCUCCACACCAUUCGCGCCGCCAUCAGCCACCUCACCACUCACCAACCCGAUAAACCUAAACCCUCCUCCACCGACGCGUCGGCAUCACGCGCCGCCGCACCUCCCAAGGACCUCCUCCUCUACUCUCAACUCUCUCCCAUCGCCUCCGCUUGCCAUAACCACCCUGAUCUUCUCCACCAGUACAUGACCUACACGCCGUUCUCUCUCUGCCCUUCAGAUUCCGACCUCGUCGAGAAGCUCAUCCUCCGAGGAUGUCACCCACUUCCUCGCCGCCGCUGCUUCUCCCGAACGCAGCGGAAUCCGUCGGUAACGAAUCCCGAUUCGAAUGUAAUAUGGUCUUACUACUCCUGCAAGAGUUUCUCUUGCUUGACCUCCAAAUUCCCUGAUUUGGGUUUCGAUCUAUCCCUCGAGAAAUCCAAAUCCCAGUUCUCAUCUUACAAAUCCGAGCUCGAUCUCCCGAUCUCGCAGCUUCUCCAGAUCGCAAAGUCGUCGAAUUCCGUCCUGCGGCUCGGGAUCGACAUCGGGGGCGGAACCGGGUCGUUUGCUGCGGCGAUGAAGGCUCGAAAUGUCACCGUUCUGACGACGACGAUGAACUUCAACGCGCCGUACAGCGAGGCCGUGGCGCUGAGGGGAUUGGUUCCUGUGCACGUGCCGUUGCAGCAGCGGUUACCGAUUUUCGACGGCGUGGUAGACUUGGUUCGGUGUGGAAGAGCCGUGAACCGGUGGAUUCCGGUGACAGUGAUGGAGUUCUUCUUCUUCGACGUGGAUCGUGUUCUUCGCGGUGGUGGGUUUCUCUGGUUGGAUCGGUUCUUUAGCAAAAGGGUGGACCUUGACAAGGUUUACGCGCCAAUGAUUGGGAAAUUGGGAUACAAGAAGGUGAAAUGGGCGGUGGCGAACAAGACGGAUACUAGCGGGUUGAAGAACGGUGAAGUCUUCUUGACGGCUCUGCUCCAGAAACCGGUCUCAAGAUGAGAAUUUUUCCGACAUUCUUUGAGAUCACCGUGCCAAAUCCCGAUAUACAGACAUACACACACAUGUUUGCAUCAGAUAGCUUCAGCACUCCAAGACAGAUUCUUCUUCGACAAUUAAAGACAUGAAGUUUUCGGCUCCACUCUGCAAACGGCGGACUAGAGAGCUUUAGACAGGAUUCUGUCUUUUGCUGUAAUUGAGUGACAAGAAUUGGUCAUGACACAGAAUCAAUGCUUUAGGAUUUUUUUUUUUUUUU